Moneuplotes crassus is the source of this 498-nucleotide messenger RNA. The record is from the annotation of a GenBank genome assembly. NCBI's taxonomy places the organism in Eukaryota, Ciliophora, Spirotrichea, Euplotida, Euplotidae.
AUUUAAGCAUGGGAAAAGUUAUGUUCAAAGGACAAGCUUCCUACAAUGGAAGGCAAGAUGAAGUAGAAGAGAUUGAAAUAAACGUUAGUAAACCCGUCUCGAAGAAUUUUGCUUUACUCAGGUUUUGGUCCCUCAAAGACCUCAGAAAAGUGAUAAACAGGCAUUCAAAAUACCCUGUAUUACUGAACAAAUUCCAAUUUAGAGACCUCAUGAGUUCUCGACACGGAAGUGUAUUUGGCUUGGAUAAGAAUAACUCUGACUAUACUUUUAAACAACUAGCCUCCUUUACGCCUCACAAGAUGGAUCCGAAAUUGCUGAACAGUGUGAUCCAUAACUCAAUAAUGUCAUCCCUCAAUAAGGAUAAAGAAGUAGUUGAUGGGAUGAAACCUAAAGCUAUAAAUAAAAUAUGCUUCUAUGAGCUAAUGUCAGCCAUGAUAAUCAUGAGCCACGCUAACUAUUACAACAAGGUCAGAUUUUUGUAUUAAACCUGUUUGACUU